Bufo bufo (common toad) is the source of this 1323-nucleotide messenger RNA. RefSeq names its product MYG1 exonuclease-like. Bases 1 to 1323 code for a protein of 440 amino acids. Lineage: Eukaryota; Metazoa; Chordata; Amphibia; Anura; Bufonidae. The record is from RefSeq and is a predicted model, not a curated record. The transcript is spliced from 9 exons. Gene Ontology annotation, cellular component: nucleus; cytoplasm.
AUGCAGUUUACACCGAGUAGCCCCAUCCAGGCAGAGUUGUCUUUCAAAGGCAGACCAAGUAAUUCAGAUCCUGGAAUCAUUGGGUUGGAUAGUGAACAUGGAGAAGUCCAAGAUGAUCCCCCUGCAGUCGCAGAGGUUCCUGGGGAUUUUGCUCGACUCAACCUCCCAGAGAUCCUUUCUGAUUUUGGACAAAGUGAACAAAAUAAGUCAAGAAACUAUGUCCGUCCUUGGUACCUUGACAUCAUGCAUUCCAGCAGUUCUGUGGGCUCAAGCUUAUUCCAGGGAUCUCCAGUGGGAGAUUCUCCAGUCAUGGUCAGGGAGACCAGAGGAGCUGAACAGCAAGAUUCUAAUCUCCAGGAAGACCUGUCGGUCACUAGAAUGGUGGUUGAUACAGGAGAAUCUAGAUCAGGGGGUCCUGUGGAAGGUGUUUAUCAGGAUGCAGAGAUUGUUAGAACCCGGGACCCGCAGCUUUUAUCGCAGUGUGAUGUAGUUGUCGAUGUGGGCGGCGAGUAUGACCCUUCCCGGAACCGCUACGACCACCAUCAAAGAUCUUUCUGUGAAACCAUGAACAGCCUAUAUCCUGACAAGCCGUGGGUUACCAAGCUGAGCAGCGCUGGCCUGGUAUAUGCCCACUUUGGCACACAGAUACUAGCCACGCUCCUGGGAACCGAUGAGGAGGACCCUAUUAUACCAGUCCUAUAUGACAAGAUGUAUGAGAACUUUGUUGAAGAAAUUGAUGCUAUAGACAAUGGAGUAUCCCAGUUUGAUGGGGAGCAGAGAUACAACAUUACCACCAACCUGAGCUCCCGAGUUGGACAUCUCAACCCACGCUGGAAUGAACCUGAUCAGGACACAGAAGCUGGAUUUAAGAAGGCGAUGGAACUGGCAGGGACAGAGUUUGUGUCACGCUUGGACUUUUACCACCGUUCUUGGCUGCCGGCUCGGUCUUUGGUGGAAGAAGCCAUCAGACAGCGAUUCCAGGCGGAUGGCAGUGGAGAAGUGGUGAUCUUGGCCCAAGGUGGAUGCCCAUGGAAGGAGCACUUAUUCCAAGUGGAAAAAGAAAUCAAUCUGGAGAAACAAAUUAAAUAUGUGAUCUAUCCAGAUCAGAGCGCUAAGUGGAGGGUGCAGUGUGUUCCCACAGGUCCCAACACCUUUCAAAAUCGGCUUUCUCUACCAGAGGAUUGGCGUGGUCUUCGAGCAGAUGAUCUCUCCUCAAUUAGUGGCAUUCCUGGUUGCAUCUUUGUUCAUGCCAGCGGUUUCAUUGGUGGAAACGAGACACAGGAAGGUGCUCUGGAGAUGGCACGGAAAGCAUUAACGUCCUAG